GAGGGGUUUCUGGGAUUUUAAGGAGCAAAGCGAUGAGUCUGAAGCGUCUGAUGGUCUAACGAAGCCAACGUUUUACGACUGUUUGGUCGGUAAAAAACUACAUUUCCCAGAUAUGUUUAAUCAUCACCAAAUGACUGUUUGCUCAUCCUCCACUGGAGUCAGGAUUGGCUUGCUGCUGCAUAUAGCAGACAGGUAUCGGCUAAUGAAGCAAUUAUCCCACCGGCAAACGGUAACUUUAUGAUGUGAGGACUCCUUCCUGUCAUCCUUGUUGGGAGUCAGCAUGGCGCACGAGGAGGACAAACACAGCCUGGAGGCGAAAUUUGCUGCUGCAGUUAGUGUGAUCCGGAGUUUGCCCGAAGAAGGUCCUUUCCAGCCGUCUGAUGAUAUGAUGCUGAUGUUCUAUAGUUAUUACAAGCAGGCCACCCUGGGGCCCUGCAACAUCCCCAGACCAAUGGGCUUCUGGGACACUCGAGGCAAAGCUAAAUGGGAUGCAUGGACCUCUUUGGGAAAUAUGACAAAGGAGGAAGCCAUGAAGAAUUAUGUUGAGGACAUCCAGCUGAUAUUGGAGACUAUCCCAAUGUCAGAAGAGGUGUCUGACCUGGUGCAAAAGCUUGGCUCCUUCUACGCAGAUGUGGAUGGAGAGGGAAGAAGAAAUGAAGAAAUUGAAGAGAACGAAGUGGACAGGAGACCCUUCACCAGGCCUUUUGCACAGCAUGCAGAUGAGCUGAUCAGACCCUUUAAGAAACCAACAAUGGAAGGCUUUGGGGAUCUGUGGGAUGAUGUUCAAAACCUCCAAGAACAUGACAAAGACAACAGUGUUCAUGGUGUAAGUGUCAGUAAUGAGGAGGCAGGGGGAAGCAAUGAAAAUAGUGAAAUGGACAGAAGUGAGGAAAGCAGUGAUUGGAGGAAAAGUGAGGAGGAGGAGGAGGAGGAGAAUGGGGAUGAAGAAGACAAUACAGAUGAUGAAGACAAAGAGAAGGAUAAAGGCUGGAGUCCUGACCCGAGGCUGCUGAUGGUGGAAGACAAGAGGGGGAGGUCUGACACCAGGGGGUCAAGCAGCAGCAUGGAACCCAGCAUGUCCUCCUUCACCAACGGGACACACAGCUCCCUCAACAGCGAGGUGGAGGAGGAGGAGCUGGCGUGCUCUGUGGAGUCCAGCGUGCAAUAUAACCCGUACAUGACCUUUAAUGGACACCUGACUGGUCGUAGUGAUCUUGUCCCUGAGAAGAACCUCCGCCGAUCCACAGACUCAGAUAAUGAGGAAUUCUGCGACUCAAUGGAGCAUCUGGCCAUGGACGAGGGACUGUGUUCGUCUAAAGUUCUGACACCUGGAUCAAGAGUUGCCUCAGUGAGGCAAAAGGAUCUUUGGUUUGAGAGCAACACUACUCUGAAUGGAGAAGAGGAUCAGAUACUCAUGGGAGAUCUCUACUUUAAAGAUGGGAUUAGUACAAUUCAACGCAACAGCUCUCUUUCAAGAAGAGGGAGAGUUUCAGGUGUUCAGUCACCGAGGGCAACCUGCAGCUCUCAGCGGUGUGUCAGUGUAGAUGCUGCCCGCUGUUGUGUGUCACAGAGCAGACAUGCUGCGAGUGCUGCCAGGGGAAACGUCAAUGAGCAAAUAGCUACAGCUCUGCUCAGGCUGCAGCACGAUAUGGCUGCUGUGCUGCACAGGCUGCAUGCUCUGGAGGUGCUAACCGUGUCACAGUCAAGAAAAUCUUCACCAAGACAGGAGGACCCUCUUACAGUAGCACAAAAGUUUAUGAGACCUUCCUGGUGGCCCUUUGACUUCUGUCCACUCACCGUGGUGUUGACGGCACUCUGGCCUUUGAUUUCCCAUUGGCUUGUCCAGCUGUAUUUACAACGAAGGAGAAGGAAGAUAACCUGAAUAGCCUGAAAUCCAUCAGCAAAGAACAUGAACCCGAGAUGAAAAUGUUGCACUUUGGUUGCUUUAUGGCUUUUUUAAGCCACAAUCAAUAUCAGUCGGGGUGUAAUGAGGCCCUGAUAGAAGUGGAAAAGGUUACCCUAGACACAUAGAUGGUCAGGAAGCUGUUUAAAGAGAGUUUCUGCUGUAAAGUGUAGCAUUUUGACUAAAGUGCACUAUUUAGAUGUUUUAAAAUGGCAAGAUUCAUGCUAGCACAAUUUCUUUGUUACAGUUAACUUAUAGAAUUAGGCGGUGAUCUUAUUUAUGAAAUGUGUCACUGAUCAAUAGAUAUUCAACAUAAAGAUAAUUAUAAUAACAUAAGUUGUUUAACAUAACCAACCGUUGUUAUUGUCAGUUAUUUUAUUUAUUGUACAUUUUAUUUUUAAUUAUGUUUUCUUUACUGUUUUUGUCAACGUAUUUUCUUGCAACUAGAAAUCAGCACCUUUUCUAUUUAUUGUCUGAUAUCUAGAAAGAUGUUAGCAGCUUUACUUUAAUGGUAUUUUAUGUUUGAAAGUGAUUUUUUUAUGACUGCAGUGCAAUAAUAGCAAAGAUAUCACUUUCACAUUUCAAAAAGUACUGGACAAUUUUAUUAUUUAUCCUUUUGUCUUUUUAGCUGUUUAGUGAAUUGAAAAAAGUAUCUCUUCUAUCUACUAUAUCAUGCUUUCAGACCUACAAAUGUAAAACAAA
Labrus mixtus (cuckoo wrasse) is the source of this 2605-nucleotide messenger RNA. RefSeq names its product acyl-CoA-binding domain-containing protein 5-like. The transcript has 14 exons. Gene Ontology annotation, biological process: autophagy of peroxisome; fatty acid metabolic process. Gene Ontology annotation, cellular component: peroxisome. The record is from RefSeq and is a predicted model, not a curated record. Bases 281 to 1882 code for a protein of 533 amino acids. Gene Ontology annotation, molecular function: fatty-acyl-CoA binding. Lineage: Eukaryota; Metazoa; Chordata; Actinopteri; Labriformes; Labridae.